This is a messenger RNA of Astyanax mexicanus (Mexican tetra), 9695 nucleotides long. It is a transcript of the gene znf827, whose product is annotated as zinc finger protein 827. The record is from RefSeq and is a predicted model, not a curated record. Lineage: Eukaryota; Metazoa; Chordata; Actinopteri; Characiformes; Acestrorhamphidae. The transcript has 14 exons. The coding region runs from base 406 to 4785 and encodes 1459 amino acids. Gene Ontology annotation, biological process: regulation of gene expression. Gene Ontology annotation, cellular component: nucleus.
AGGGGCUCGGAGACACACACACACACAGACACACACGCUCUCUCUCUCUCUCUCUUUCUCUCUCUCACACACACACACACACACACACUUGCACGGACACACACACACACACACACACACACACACUCAGAGGGAGAGAGAGAGAGAGCAGCCAUAGUCAAGACACGGAGACACGGCAACAACAAGCAGCAGCAGCAGCGCCUCCUCCUCCUCCUCCUCCUCCUGCUGCUGCUGCUCCUCCUCCUCCUCGCGCUCCGGCAGAACGGCGAAGGCGGCCAGGUGCACGACGAGCCUCCGCGCCGCGCCUCCUCUCAAUGGGACGGGACCCGCUUUCUCCUCGGCCCUGAGCGCGGAGGGGAGAAUGUGAUAAACAGGAGGGACGCCAGAAAGAGGGGGGGGCUGAAAAUGCCAAGGAGGAAACAGGAGCAACCCAAGCGUCUGCCUUCGCAUGUGGACCCGGUGGAGGAGGGGGCGGCGGCGGGCGGCUCGGGGGAGGAAGAUGGCUGGUUCGGAAACGCCAGCGACAGCCCGUCCGAGUCGUCCUACGGGGAUGUCCAGGAUGAGCAACGCGUGUCCCCGCAGGACGGGACACCACGGACUGAGCCCGACACUCCAGCCGAGGGCCCCACGGGCUGUCCCACUCCCGUGCAGCGGCGGGCCUCCUUGGAGAUGCUGGGGCUUGAUGCCCGGCUGCUGACGGCACAGGACACGCUGUCGUCGGUGGUCUCGUCACUCUACGGUGACUCCGCCCAGGGAAACCUGGGAAAACCCCUCAGCAGCAACUUGCGGAGGCUGCUGGAGUCGGGUACAAUGAAACUAGAAGGGGGGGAGCUGGUGGGCGUGCGAGGAGCCGCCCGGGGGACGGAGUCUCCGCCAAUGGGCCUCGCUCUGUCUCCAUCGUCGCACCACGCUCAACAGCUUAGCGCGCUAGCUCGCCGAUUAGCCAGCAGCAACAAUAAUAGCGGAAACUCCACCACUUCUUCUCCCGCAUCUGUGGCAACUGUUAAGCAGGAGCCUAGUGACCCAUUUGGACCUACUGAGGCUGCCGGUUCAGGCAGCUCUGGGUUUGUUUGGAUUGGACAAAUGGCGGACAAAUGGCCUCCAGCGGCUAGCAGCAGUAGUCUGUCGCCUGACUCGGCCAUCCAGAAGCUAAAAGCGGCCGCCAACGCUGUCCUCCAGGACAAAAGUGCCGUGGCCUCGUCCACUUCUGCCUCUUCAUCCUCGUCCUCUUCGUCGUCCUCUUCGGUGAGCUCUGUUCCGGCCUUAGGCAGUCGGCAAGAUGACGCCAUGCGCUUCGACGCCUUCGCAUCACCCUUCUCCUCCCAGUCGGCCAGUUCUACACUCGCUGCCCUGUCCAAGAAAGUGUCGGAGCGCAGCCAGCAGCAGCAGCAGCAUCAACAGCAGCAGCCGCCGCAGCCCGCAGCCCCGGACCACCAGCCCUCGGCUGCCUCCUUCCUGUCCCUCGUCUCAGUCUCCAUGACCUCGUCCGCCGCCCUGCUAAAAGAAGUGGCGGCACGGGCAGCUGGGAACCUGCUGGCCGAUAAAAAGGAGCCGCCUCCACCGCCGCUGGGGCUGGCCGCUACUGAGGACAUCAAGCCCCUGCUGGACAGGAACCAGAAGGCCCCCACGCCCACCCAGACUCUGGACCUUCUGCUGCCCACCACCCCCAAGGGAAGGGCCAAGCCCAGCAGUCAAGCAGGUUCACCCGAGGACGGCGGGAAACCCUUCCAGUGUCCGGUGUGCGGCCUGGUCAUCAAAAGAAAGAGCUACUGGAAGAGACACAUGGUGAUUCAUACCGGUUUAAAAAGCCACCAGUGUCCCCUGUGUCCUUUCCGCUGUGCUCGCAAAGACAAUCUCAAGUCCCACAUGAAGGUGCACCAGCACCAGGACCGCGGCGAGACGUUCCAGUGCGAGCUGUGCCCCUUCACGUCCUCGCGCCACUUCAGCUUAAAGCUGCACAUGCGCUGCCACCAGCACUUCCCGAGACCGGACCUCAAGGUGAAGGACGAGCCCUCCACGGACACGGAGGAGGGCGAGGGCUCCCUGCUGGGUGACGGAGGCUCAGCUGGAGACCAGGCCAUGGCCACGGAAGCCUCCCCGUCCCCCGACCUGUCUCAGAGUGACGGGCAUCUGCUGGCGUCUCCCGGCGAGCCCUCCAACCACGUGCAGAUCAAGGAGGAGCCGCAGGACAUGGCGGUGACAUCACCCUUUGCCCCACUGUGCAGGGAGCGGCCCGGCAGCAGCAGCAGCGGCUCUCUGGACCUUCCUGGGCUCAAAACCAGCCCACCGGGUCCGGGUCCGGGUCCUGGUCCCGGUCCCACAGCUGCAUCGCUCUUUAGUCCUGAUAUCACUACCAAGACGGCCACGGACCUGCUGAUGAAACUCUCAGCGGCCAACCAGAAGGAGGCACUGAAGGGGGGUACCUUCUGUGUGAAGGAGGAGCCCCAUGCGGAGGAGCCCUUGAGCCCACCCCGCGGCCCCUCGUUCAGCCUGGCCCAAGACAGCCCCACGGGGCCCAGCAGGCCACGCCAGGAGGGCAGCCCCAUGCUGGCCAAGAGCAACCUCCUGAACCAGGACAUCAACAUGAAGGUGGCCUCAGAACUGCUCAUGAAGCUGUCAGAAAAUAACAAGGACUCCUGUCAUCAGAAAGUGACAGUAAAGGCGGAACCCAUGGAAGUGGACCCACCUUCUGAAGUGGCCCCUCCUCCCUCUCACCUGCUAGGAUUCAGCACUUUAGGGGCGUGUGAGAAAAAGGAGCCAAUGGUUGGCCUCCCAGAGCCUCUGCCCCGCCCCCAAAAGGACCUCUUCUCCCAGGACAUUUCGGUUAAAAUGGCCUCUGAGCUGCUCUUCAAACUGUCUGAAAAAGUAAGCAAAGCUAACGAAAACAAAGACAGCGCAUCAUUCGGCAUGAACAGCCCUUUCCUAGACGACCGCUUUAGACAAUCGCCCUUCAGCACACGCUCCAAGAGCUCUUCCCCGGCUGAGGCCAGUUCGUCUGCCAGGUCCACCCACCAGCAAGACUCGGAGAAGGCUCUGGGGGAGGCGGGGAAUGGUCUGGCUCAGUGGAGGAUAAAUGAACAACUCUUCCCCUGCCCUGUGUGUGGAAAAGUGUUCGGCCGCCAGCAAACCCUCUCCAGACACCUCUCCUUACAUACAGAGGAGAGGAAAUAUAAAUGCCACUUGUGUCCGUACGCCGCGAAGUGCAGAGCCAAUCUAAACCAGCACCUCACCAUCCACUCCGUCAAACUGGUCAGCACAGACACUGAACACAUCGUUACUGCGGUCAGCACGGACGGAGGAGAGCGCAAGAACUGCCCCUACUACUACAGCUGCCGAGUGUGUGGUUUCCAGACGGAGCUGAAUGCCCAGUUUGUGAGCCACAUGUCGCUGCAUGUGGAUAAGGAGCAGUGGAUGUUCUCUCUGUGCUGCAACUCGUGUGAAUAUGUGGGAGUGGACGAAGCUGAGAUUAAAGCCCAUAUCAACGCUGAACACGCAGGUGUGAACUCCAGGAGCCCCCUCAGCGAGAGUAAGAGCACCUCCUCCUCUCUCUCGGCCCUCAGCGACUCUCUCAACAGCUCUGAGGGGGGAGACGUUACCCAGGGAAACGAGGAACUCAAGAGCCUGCUGGCCCCGCCCUCCUCCGCCAGCAGCCAGUCAAGCUCGGGCUCAGGAACAGAGGAGAAAUCAGAAAAAGGCUUUGAAUGUGUGUUCUGCAACUUUGUGUGUAAGACGCGGGCCAUGUACGAGCGGCACCUGCAGAUCCACCUGAUCACGCGCAUGUUCGAGUGCGACAUCUGCCACAAGUUCAUGAAGACGCCCGAGCAGCUGCUGGAACACAAGAAGUGCCAUACCGUCCCCGCUGGAGGGCUCAAGUGCCCUCUCUGCGUCUACUCCACCAACAGGCCGGCAGCCAUGGAGUGCCACCUGAAGACGCACUGCAAGCCGGAGCACCGCUGCCGCAUCUGCCAGGCGUCGUGGGCCAGCCAGGCGGAGCUGGAGAGGCACGCGCGAGCCCACCGCCUGGGCAACCACUACCGCUGCGAGCAGUGCGGCUACCUGUCCAAGACGGCCAACAAGCUGAUCGAGCACGUGCGCGUGCACACGGGCGAGCGGCCCUUCCACUGCGACCGCUGCAGCUACAGCUGCAAGCGCAAGGACAACCUCAACCUGCACAAGCGCCUCAAACACGCCCCCCGCCAGACGUUCGGCUGCGCCCGCUGCCCCUUCACCACCACGCACCCGUUCGUCUACAGCCGCCACCUCAAGAAGCACCAGGGCGGGGAAGGGGGCGGCGAGGAGGCGGGAGAAGUCCAGCAAGGCGCGCUGUUCCUGGGCGGGGGCGCAGACGGCCACGAGCCCCUGGUGCUCCUGGAGGGCGGUGGAAGUAGCAGCGGGGGGAGCAGCAGCAGCAGUCCGCUCAUGAGCUUGAGCGCGUCGCAGGCGCUGCAGUCCGUCGCCCUGUCCAUCUCCAACAAACAGCAGCCGGACGGCGCUCUGGCCAGCCCGCACUACCUCUCGGCCAAUGGGGGGGCCUCGCUGGCCGCCCGCUACUCCGAUCCGUGCAGGACCUACGACCCGGCGCACCUCCUGGUCCCCCUCACCACACUCUUCACCGCCCGUCGCUUCACAUUCCACAGCCCCUCCCCAUCACGCUCCUCCUCCCCCUUCCUCUCCAGACUCUGGCCACGCCCUUCCUCACACGCCACGCCUCCAUCGUCGCCCGCGUCACCCAAGCACUCCUUCCUGGCCUACCUGGGGUUGACGGAGAGAGCGAAAACCGUCUGACCCCCCGCCCCAGUUUUUUAACCUACCUCCUUCUCAACCAACAUUUCAUUUCAUUCUUUCCCUCCAUCUCUUCUUCUUCUUCAUCCUCCACUCUCAUCCCCGGAGCACCUCUUUGGCCGUCAGGAGUCACCGAUCGGAUCUUCUUUCCGUCAGCAGCCGGAAAACAAAAACAAAACGCUGCUCCUGAGAAUUUAACGGAGAACACGACAAAAAAAUAAAUAAAAAAACUCACGAAAGAAACAAACUUUCACACACAUACGUCUAUCAGGAACGGAACACGUCUAAAGGAAAAAGGCUGUACGUGCUCGAUGCAUUUAUAUCAAAGCUGCUUUUUUUUCUUUGUUCUGUCAAUCGAAAUUUUAUUAUUACUCCUUUUUGUUUCGGUUGUUUUUAAACGAUGUUUCCGUUUGGUUUUUAACACAGAUUUUUGAAUGAACAGGAAACCAAUAGUAGUGCUUUAUCUAGGAUCAUUUCGUUUUAUUUUUUCCAGAGAGAAAAAGAAAAAAAAAGAGAAAACAAAGAAGAUGCAAACGUGCAAGCGCUCAACAUUUUUGUGCAUUAGUAUGCCGACCUUUUUACAAAGCAUCAGAUAGCAUGCUCGCCUAUGUGUUACGAUUGUUUUCUAUGUCAUUAGGGGUUCGAUACGGAAUAUCCCAGGGGGGGCGUUUGCAGCACGACAAAGAGAAAAUAAAGAAAAAAAAAAGAAAAAGGAAAAACAAAAGAACGAAUGAGAAACAACAGGAAACGUAUCGUUUUGUUUUUCGAGCCUCGUUUUGUUUUUCGAGCCUCAAGCAGACGCCUCAAACCACGCACUUGAUUAUUUAUCGAACUGUACAUAGUUUUGUAGCCCCUCCCUCCACCCCACCCUUCCUCCUCGAAAUCUCUCGCCUCUUGGGUUUGACUGGUUUUCGGAAACACUGAUCUGGCCUCCGGGAGCAGGCUGAAGGCCCCGUUCUUUCUUUGCCAGUCAGGCAACAGCUGAUGGCAGUAAGGUUUAGCUGUUAAAAAAAUUUGUUCGUUUUAUGUAUUUUCUUUUUUAUUUCGUUUUUUUUCGUUUUGUUUUUUCUUCGCACAAGCCUUUCAAGGGCAUGCUGGUGGCCCAAGCAAUCCUGGUCUCCCCAUAAGGGCUGUCCGUCUACCACGUUCUUGAGAACCACACCACCUUCGCCAUAACUAUCGGUUGCCACAGAUUGUGCCAAUAUAUUAUAGUUACCUUAAGGUGGAGCGGCCAGCCGUCUUCUGUAGGCAGAAGAAGAGAGGAGAUGAGUGAAGAUGAGCGACAGACCAGUCGAGCGCCCUGUGCAUAGCUAUCGUAUGUAAUGUGCACCUAUACAUUUAAGAAGAUUUAUGAGGUGACGGGACGAGUCCAGUCACAUAAGGCCGAUUCAAUGGUGCUUUUUGGAGCUUUUUUGUAAUUUUUUGUGUAAAAAAAAAAGAAAAAAAGAGAACCUGUUCCAAAAUGACUUGAAUGAAUGUACUUUUCGUUGGUUAAUGUUAAAGUGAUACAGAGGUAGCUGGGGUUCGUUGAGUGAAGCUAUGAGAAAAACAGUGGUAUAUCGGUGGCCUUCUGUGUCUUAACAUUUCUUUUGUUCUGGUUGCAUUUUGUUCGUUUGUUCAUUUUGUUUCGUUUUUUUAUGAGCCUUUGAAAUGUACAAUAUAUAAAUAUAUACAUAUAUACAUAUAUAAAUAUAUAUCCUGUACUAACAAGCUAUUAUGAAGAUCUCAUUGGAUAAUGGCUCUUAAGUGCAAUGUGGAGGCAGCCAUUAUUUGGAGGAGGUUUUGUGGAAGCGUUGCUUUCGCUAAAGCGGGCAAACAUGGUACUACAAUUCUAUGUUCCCCCCUUAUUUUUAUUUUAUUUUUGAGUUUUAAUUGCACUUAACAUUUUAGAAAAAAAAUAAACAUUUCAGACAGAAAGCACUUAAACCCAAUAAAAAAAAAAUUAUUUAAUGCCAAUUCCUCUAACCACCUUGUCAGACCACAAUGGCGGCGUUUAGCCUUCAGUGCGAAUGCCUCCUCACUUGAUAUCUACCUGGUAUAUGACUGGUUGGAAAUGUGAUUCUAUGAUUCUAAAGCUAUUGAUGUUGUAAACAGAUUUAGGCCAAUCAGCAGCCAGCGUUGUGCUGCUCCUUUAAAAAAAUAAAAAGACUAGAACAGUAGGCGCUUAGUAGACGUUCACCUGGGCACCGAAGGACCAGGCUAAAAUUCGAAACGCCAGUUUUGCACAGUGCUGUAAAAAGUUGCACUUUUCCCAAACGAAUCGAUAUGAUUGAAUCUUAAAUUCGUAAUGAAAUGAACACUUUAUGCUAGUGUACAAUGAUACUCUAACUACAUAAAUAUUUAGAAAUGAAUCUGAGGAACUGCUGUAUAAUAAUGCUCCAAGGUGUUUGGUUCUUCGAUAUACAGUAUGUUAAAGCUGGCAGUAGAUUUCAACCUCAAUUGAAGUAAAACAGCAUCUUGUUCGCCAAAAUAAUGAUGUGAAUUGACUUUGUACAUUCUAAUCAUCGCCUUAUUUCUUCUAAGACCUCCAUCUGACUGUGACUGGUCCAUAAUUUCUGCCUUGUUUGUUCUGGGACCUCCCCCUGUCUGUGAAAAGUCAAUCCUUUGUUCUAAGCCCUUAACUGACUGUGAUUGGUUAUAAUCCCAAUGUUAUUUGUUUUAGGGUCUCCCCUCCAACUAUUAUUGGUCAAAAUCAAUAGUUUUUGAGACCUUCACCUGACUGGAAUUGGUUCUAAUUCCAAUGGUCUUUGUCCUGUGACUUCCCCCUCCCUCCUUCUAACUGUGGCUGGAGACUUCCCCUUGACUGUGAUUGGUUCUAAGCAUUGGAUAUGGGACCACUGCCUAACCUGGAUUGGUCCUAAUCUUUUUUUUUUGAUACCUUCCUCUGACUGUGAUUUGUUUUAAUUCUCAUAAUCUUUGUUUUGGGGCCUCCAGUUGACAGCAAUUGGUUCUAACCCCAUUGUUUUUUUAUUCUGUGACCGCCACUUAACUAUUACUGGCCCUAAGUACAGUCUUUCUCAAAAUUCCACCUGACUAUGACUGAAAUCCAAUGUUUUUUUAUUCUAAGACCUCCCCCCUAACUCAGUGUUUUGCCUUGUUCUUCUGUUUUGCGUCUCCCCUUGACUGUGAUUGGUUCUAAUGCCAAUUAUAUUUUUUCUGUGACUUUCCACUGACAGCGAUUGGUUCUAAUUCCCAUGUUUUUUUGCUCUGAAACCUCCCCUUAACUAUUUAUUGGUAAUAAUCACAGUCUUAAACUUCCCCCUAACUAUGGCUGGAAUCACUAAGACUUUCCAUUGAACUGCUUGUAAUAAGAUCGCUCCCUGACAGUGAUUGGUUCUAAUCUUAAAGAGCAGGCGUUUAGCGAUACUGGGGGAAAACGGUACAUGUUCUUACAGUUUCUACAGUUAGUCAUUAACCACAACAACAUAACUGUAUGAGAUGCUAAAAUAGCUAUAGCCAUGUCAAAAAUGCUAAAAAUAAAGAAUGUUUUCGAUGUGUAACUGAGUAAUUCAAGAAUAUAUGGCUUCCAAUUUUAUUAAUUAUCCCUAUUGAAAGUAUUUUGGUUUUCAGUUAAGCUAGGACUAUCUACAGACUGUACGAAGUACAGAAAAUCCUCCAAGGUUAGAAACCCUUGAUUUUAGUUACAUUUGAGAUCAGAGUUAACACUCCUAAGAAAGAAGAAACCCCUGGAGCAUUAUUUAUAGAGGUGACCUUUGGAUGCUAUAAGUGCUCCCUCCCUAAUUAAGCUCUUUUUUGUCGUUUGCCUUUGGAGAAGGUGAAUUGGGAUGAAGAUGUGUGUUUUUCAGACCAAGUUGUGAAUUUCUAAAUGCUGGCGCUUGCAUUACGGCUAACGGCUAAGCUAACAGAAGGCGUGUUGGUAUUCCAACAAAGCUAUUUUCUUCUUUUUUUUUUUUUUUUUUUUUUCCUUUAAAUUUAUUUAUUUUUUUUUAACUAUUUGCUACAUUUUCGACCCAUGUUGAAAAGGAAACUGACCUCUGCAUAUAUGCCCAGCAUGCAGUCUAAGUGCUAUGUCGUAUCUUAAGUGGAGCCCCCUCCCCCAAACCCUUCGUUUUCUUAUUGAGGCACCGACUCAAUACGUUCUUUUAUGCUCUAAUGCCACUUGACUGGAGGAAAGAGUGGCCUGGAAGCCCUGAGAGUGAGUCUAACUGAUUCUCGGGACCCAUUUCGUCUGGAAUUCGUUCAGAUCGAAUGUCCGCUGGGCAGAGAUCCCUGUUGGUCGGCCUGCCUUGGCACACCGCGUAAUCAUUAUGUAAAAGAAGAUGGCUGCAGCGCUGUCCUGUCCGAUUGUGUGGGCAGGAAGUGGAGGACAGACGUCCCUCCCUGCGCUGACACCAGUAUUUAUAAGCACUUAUUCUUUUCCUCUUUCGUUUGCCUAAUUGCGAAGCGGCAGUACUUUAUUUUCUUUUUUCAUUUCUGACAUCAUUGUGCAUUAUGCCAGACUACCUUUUUAGCCCUUCAAAAGAUGCAUGGAAUUGCUCUCUUGUCUUUCUAGCUCGUAGCACUUAUGUUUUUCUACUUUAAAAAAAAAAGGAAAAAAAGAAAAAAAAAAAACGAGUUCAGUUACCUUGACAUUUUUGUUUUCAGCACAGUCCGUUUGCUUUUUGCAAUUUUUUUUAUGUAUUUUAUGACUCAAUAAGGCUCAAGUAUCAUUUUUUUGUUUGUAUUUCUUUUUUUUGGCACUCAGUAAAAUUAUGUGCUGUAAAAAGCUUUUUUAUUACUUCAUUCUUAAGGCUGUACAGGGUUGUUUGUGACAAUAACUGGUAAUUAGACCAUUUGUACCUUUUAUUUUUGUUUUGUAUUUUUUUUCUCCUGGGUUUGGCAUUUCUUUAUGUUCAGAUUGCCAGUUCUAAAUGUAACAGGAUUUGAAAGUAAAGCUUACAUCAGAUAUUAAA